AUGAACAGCUUCUUGACCUUCUUCUUGGUCUUCUUGGCUCUUUUUGCCAUGCCAACUGACAGAAUCCGUGGCGACGUCGAUUCGGUCUUCUUCUCGCCAUUCAGAAUCAUUGGAAAACGUGCUCAGGUUUUGAGCCCGGCUUAUGACGACCUCGGCGAGUACCUUGUCAACCCGGACUUUGUCUAA
This is a messenger RNA of Caenorhabditis briggsae, 186 nucleotides long. NCBI's taxonomy places the organism in Eukaryota, Metazoa, Nematoda, Chromadorea, Rhabditida, Rhabditidae. The transcript has 3 exons. The coding region runs from base 1 to 186 and encodes 61 amino acids. The record is from RefSeq and is a predicted model, not a curated record.